AUGUGCAGCGGUGCCGAGGGAGGCUCCUGGCCGCUCGGUAAAGACGCUCCGACAGUUACGGCUGCCGCAAUCGACCACUAUCGUCUUCAGCUUUACAACUACGCCGUCGCCGAGCGGCUACGACUAUAUCCACCGACGGUAGCACCAUGUUACGGACCCUACGGACCGCGCCUGGCGCUGUCCAUGUCGCUGCUGCAACAACGCGCCCUGCAACCCGAAGAACCGAAGCCCCAACACAGCUACAUAGGACUUAUCGCGAUGGCCAUCCUCAGUUCGCCAGAAAGGAAACUAGUUCUAUCCGACAUUUAUCAACAUAUUUUGGACAAUUAUCCGUACUUCCGAACCCGCGGUCCCGGCUGGCGCAACUCAAUACGACAUAAUCUAUCAUUGAACGACUGCUUCGUGAAGGCAGGCAGGUCAGCCAACGGGAAAGGUCACUAUUGGGCCAUACAUCCUGCAAACGUUGAAGAUUUCCGAAAGGGCGAUUUUCGAAGACGCAAAGCCCAGAGAAAGGUGAGAAAACACAUGGGACUAGCGGUGGACGACGAUGGCGAAGACUCGCCUUCCCCGCCGCCGCAAUCGCCUCCCCCGACAGCGUUACCACUUCCGUUCUGGAAUGCGGCCCGACUUGCCGGCGGAGGGCAGCCGCGCAAACGACAGUUCGACGUCGCCUCGCUGCUGGCGCCCGACGAAACUCCCGAGAAAAGGCAGCGGCGAGAUAGCAGCUGCGACGAAGAACCCGAGGAAGAUAUAGAUGUGGUAGCCAGCGACCAAGAGGAACGUGGUGUAGAUGAAGAAGUCAGAGGGCCGUUGACAACGGCUACACAGUAUCCGCUGCUGGGCGGAUGGUGGCCGGCAUUGGAACCCGCACUACUCCAGCAGCUAAGGCGGCACGCCACGCCUGCGCCUCCAAGCCCUCCCGACCAGCAUCGCCCGCCGGAUAUUUAA
Bombyx mandarina (wild silkworm) is the source of this 948-nucleotide messenger RNA. Its product is annotated as forkhead domain 102C. Gene Ontology annotation, molecular function: DNA-binding transcription factor activity, RNA polymerase II-specific; RNA polymerase II cis-regulatory region sequence-specific DNA binding. Gene Ontology annotation, biological process: anatomical structure morphogenesis; regulation of transcription by RNA polymerase II; cell differentiation. The record is from RefSeq and is a predicted model, not a curated record. NCBI's taxonomy places the organism in Eukaryota, Metazoa, Arthropoda, Insecta, Lepidoptera, Bombycidae.